Molecule: messenger RNA, 1106 nt
Organism: Aspergillus novofumigatus IBT 16806
Lineage: Eukaryota; Fungi; Ascomycota; Eurotiomycetes; Eurotiales; Aspergillaceae
Product: exosome non-catalytic core subunit RRP45
Exons: 3
Coding region: 62-940 (292 amino acids)
Biological process (GO): U4 snRNA 3'-end processing; exonucleolytic trimming to generate mature 3'-end of 5.8S rRNA from tricistronic rRNA transcript (SSU-rRNA, 5.8S rRNA, LSU-rRNA); nuclear polyadenylation-dependent rRNA catabolic process
Cellular component (GO): nuclear exosome (RNase complex); cytoplasmic exosome (RNase complex)
Source: RefSeq, a predicted model, not a curated record
GAAAUUUCCCAAAAAGUCCGUCUUGCUCGACCCCGUCGGGGCCAAGUCCGCCUCCGCAACCAUGAACAAAGAAGCACCGCUCUCAAUUGCUGAGCGCGACUUCAUCCUCAAUGCUCUGCGCGAGGAUGUGAGACUGGAUGGUCGCCAUGCUGACCAGCUUCGUCCUCUGACCGUAACAUUCGCCGAAGAGUAUGGGCAUGUGAAAGUGCAGCUGGGCAAGACGAGUCUCAUUGUGCGCAUAUCCUCAGAAGUAACAAAACCUCGCGAUGACCGUCCCUUCGAUGGCAUCUUCACAAUUGCCCUAGAGCUUACGGCUAUGGGCUCACCAGCUUGGGACAAUGGACGACAAGGAGAUCUCGAAGCCUACGUCUCGCACGUCCUUGACAGACUGGUGCGCCACUCGAACGCUUUAGAUACCGAGUCAUUGUGCAUCCUCAAGGGAGUCAGUUGCUGGAGCAUCCGCGCCGAUGUCCAUGUCACCGACUACGAUGGCAACCUCAUUGACGCCGCGUGUAUCGGAGUGAUGGCUGGACUGCAGCACUUCCGUCGUCCGGAUGCGGUUGUCAAGGAUGGACAGGUGGUUGUCUACGGGCUAGACGAGCGGGUACCGGUUCCCUUGAAUAUUACGCACAAACCUCUUUCAGUUACCUUUCACACCUUUGAUGAAGGCAAACGGGUUAUCCUUGAUGCAACUCGGAAAGAAGAGCAAGCCUCGGAAGCGGACGUUGUUUUUGGCAUGAAUAGUGCCGGAGAUGUGUGUUUCGUCUCCAAGUUUUCCGGCUCCCCCGUGGAUGCCUUAGUAUUUGUGUCAAAGUCGUCGGUUGCUCUUGAGAAGGUCAAGGAGAUCAAUGCGAUUAUCGACAAAGCCCUGCAAGCCGACUCCGCUAAAAGGUCAAAGAACGGAAUGGCGGAAGAAUCAAGGGCGGAGAAUGACCGAUGACUCGAUACUCAUGAGCAUAACAACGACGAAAGGCAACAUGGUGAUGAUACCAAGGAUGUGAUGUAAUAUAGAGCUCCGUAAUGAUGUUUAUUAGUCUCAACUGAAGUCUUUCCCCGUCUAUCUCUACAGUAUUACACGUGUACAGAAAGUCUCGGUCGGUCUAGAA